This is a messenger RNA of Arabis nemorensis, 1299 nucleotides long. Lineage: Eukaryota; Viridiplantae; Streptophyta; Magnoliopsida; Brassicales; Brassicaceae. The record is from the annotation of a GenBank genome assembly.
AUGCAAGAAUUGUUGAAUCAACAUUCGUCAAGGUCAAGGUUCCCUAGCGUUGACACUCAUCAAACACAUAUACGUCCAAGCAUAAACACAUCCAUGCCUCUUCAGAGAAUUGGAGAACAAACUAUUGGACGUUCCUCAACUGAGCCUCCUCUCGCCAAUAGAAGACCAAGAGACAGCAAUAAUAGUGGUAGAGUUUCAAAACGGGGACGAAAAAGCUGCAAAGAUGAUGUUCAACGUGGUGAAUCAUCAUCUUCUGCUCAGCAAAAGAAGAUCGACUUGCCAAAAGAAAGUGAUGGUUCAGUUGCAGUCGACCUUCCCCAAACAAGAAAAUUUGCUCAUUUUUUUGCCUUACUCCUAAAAACGGUUUAUGGUACGGAUGCAUCUGAAUGCAAAUAUGAGAUAAUUGUAAAGAGAUUGCAUUAUGGAACAUACAGUUUACAUGUAUGGCAAAGUCUUCCUAUUCUGGAAUUGAAGCUGCUAAUUUCUUGCCUUUCUGGUGUUAUACCGGAACUACAACGCUUGUUAUUCCAUGGAAGAGCUUUGGAAGAUGAUAAAGUCGUAUCGGAUUAUCGUAUCCUGCUUUGCUUAUCCUCAUUGCUACUCUUCAUGUGCUCGUGUUUUCUUUUUUCCGAGAAAUGGAUUUCUUUAAAUGAGUUAAUCCAAGAUGUUCAACAAGGCCACACUCUGUAUCUGGUUACCAGAACAAGAUUAUCACAAACUGAAAGUAGUAAUGCAGUGGCUGAUCCUAUUUUGAGAAGGCAAAGAUUUCGCGUGGAUGUAGGAGAUACCUUUAACUUUUCACUAGCGUCUGAUGACAAUUCAAAUCUUGGUCUAGCUAAGAGUUUAAGAUGUGAGCAUUUCUCCUUUAUUGGCCAGGACACUCCGAAUGAAAGCUUGUCACGUUAUUCUUAUCAUACCACUGGACGACUAUAUGACACACCAGUUGUGAUGCCAGAUUCUUACACAUUUAUAUCUGGAUAUCUGAAUUUUCUAAGACAAUAUCUCAACGGUGCUUGCGGAUCGUGCAAAUCUUACAGAUUUAUCAUCCCAAAGAUUGCGCGAAUAUUUCAAUCUUUUGCAUUGUUUAAGACACGUCGGUCUCAGAUGCAAACAAGUACUAGAGAAGGAAAUAUACCAGUUGCUACUAAUGCCCCAAGAAAUGUUGAGAUAACAAGGCACGUAAGAGUCGGUUUUCUUUGGCCCUCACCGAGUAGUCAACAACAUGUCAGCUCUCUUCAAGUAGCCACUGAGGAGGAGGAGCUUGAGGAUCCAGAUUUAGAAGAUGAGAUGAGCGAGUAA